Molecule: messenger RNA, 498 nt
Organism: Adineta steineri
Lineage: Eukaryota; Metazoa; Rotifera; Eurotatoria; Adinetida; Adinetidae
Source: the annotation of a GenBank genome assembly
AUGCAAAUGUCUAUAAUCUCUGAUUAUAAAUUUCAAUGUGUCAAUACAACUUGUUUUCCAUUCAUGAAUGUUUUCACAUCAAACAUCAAGAAUUGUCAAGUAGCCUGCUUAGCUCAAAGUCAAUGUGCAGGAGCCACUUUUGAUCGAUCAACUUCUAAUUGUGAAUUAUUUGAUAAUAUAUUGAACCAAAAUGGAAAUAUGUUGGCUGAUGUCGAUACUAUUAGCAUCAAUGUCAUCACGGGAACACGAUUUCCAUCAGAACCAACUACAACAUCAACAUCAAUAACAUCAUCUUCAGCAUCAUCCUUAUCUGCAACAUCAUCGUCAUCAACAUCAUCAUUGUUAACAACAACCUCAUCAUCAACAACAACCUCAUCAUCAACAACAACCUCAUCAUCAACAACAACCUCAUCAUCAUCAUCAUCAUCAUCAUCAUCAACAACAACAACAACAACAACAACAACUGCUACUUCAUCAACCACAUCGUCAACAACAACA